Molecule: messenger RNA, 1986 nt
Organism: Macroventuria anomochaeta
Lineage: Eukaryota; Fungi; Ascomycota; Dothideomycetes; Pleosporales; Didymellaceae
Product: DUF1212-domain-containing protein
Exons: 3
Coding region: 1-1986 (661 amino acids)
Biological process (GO): transmembrane transport
Molecular function (GO): transmembrane transporter activity
Source: RefSeq, a predicted model, not a curated record
AUGGGACCCUCGUCAACCAAUUCCUCCGACCACACCCACGUCGAAUCGCACGAACUCGAACAAUACCCACCUUCACAACUAUCGCAGUCAUUGCAGCCCGGCAAUGCGACACCAGGCAGGGCACGCGUGAGGAUCAACAGCAUCGCUGCUGAGAUCCCACCACCACCUAUUGAGGAGCGCCCUAGCUUCAGUCACGUCAGCGAGGCCGAAUCACUCGAAAGUGCUGAUGACCAGACUGUUGCUGCCGCCGAGCAGCUGUUGAAGGCACACAAUACCGGUAACGCCAAAGCACAUAUGACGAGCGACGGUGCAGACCCCUUCGAUGAUUCUGAGGGUUAUGCCGUCACAGGAAACACACAAGGUGGUGUCUUCUACCAGCUGCUACAGGCCUACAAGAACCCUCCUUCGGCAUACCACGACCACUAUACGCUCUCUGAAGCCAGCAACAGCUCGCCGCCCACUACCCAGCGACCUGGCUCCUCCUCUGGCGCAGUCACUCCAUCGCGCAAGAAGUGGUACCACCAGGAAAAAGCGGCACAGUCACAAGAGACGCUUGCAACGCUCAUCGGUGCAUCCACCAAGUUGGCAAAUCCCAAUGACAAGAAGGAGACUACCACCCGCCCACACCACAAGCGCACCAACAGCGGUGGUGGCAUACUAGCCAAGGUUAUCAAAGCCAAGGAAGACCAGGAUGUCCGCAUCAAGAUCCACGUCGCGAACAUCCUCAAGCGCCAACAAUACAUCAUCCGUAUGUGUCGUGCUUUGAUGCUGUUCGGCGCCCCGACCCACCGUCUGGAAGAAUAUCUUGCGACCACUGCCAUGGUCCUGGAGAUCAACAGCCAAUUUCUCUACAUACCAGGGUGUAUGCUGAUCUCUUUUGACGACCCCCUGACACACACCGCUGAAGUCAAGAUUGUUCGUACAGCACAAGGCGUCAACCUCGGCAAGCUCAAGGAUACCCACGAAAUCUAUAAAGAAGUACUGCACGACGUCAUCGAUUUGGACGAGGCAAUGCAGAGGCUAAACGAAGUCAUUAACGCCAAGGACCGUCAUAACGUCUGGCUGUGCGUCGUCAUGUAUGGUGCAGCAUCUGCAGCAGUCAGUGUGUUCUUUUCAGCACGUCUCAUUGAUAUGCCCAUCAUCUUUGCACUGGGCUGUUUGCUUGGUGUUCUGCAGCUAGUCAUCUCGCCGCUUUCGAAGACAUACAGCACUGUUUUCGAAAUCUCCGCGACCAUUUUGAUGAGUUUUCUGGCACGCAUGUUCGGCAGUAUCAAUGGUGGAAGCUUGUUCUGCUUUUCUGCGAUUGCACAGAGCGCCAUUGCUAUGAUCCUCCCUGGAUGGCUUGUGCUCAGUUCUGCGCUAGAACUACAGUCUCGUGCCAUCGUUCCAGGCUCGAUCCGCCUUGUCUUCGCCAUCAUCUACUCGCUCUUCCUCGGAUACGGCAUCACUGUUGGCACGGCCAUCUACGGUGCCAUUGAUUCGAACGCUACGAACGCACAGACCUGCACCGCUCCGCUGAACAAGUAUUGGAACUUUUUGUUCGUUCCACUCUAUGUGUUCUUCGUAACUUUCACCGUGCAGGCCAAGUUCAAGCAGAUGCCUGCCAUGAUCUUGAUUGCUACGGCAGGGUACACCGUCAACUUCUUCGCCAACAUGAAGUUCACAUCCUCCGCGCCCAUUGCCUACACAUUUGGGGCUUUCACUGUUGGUGUCCUUGCCAACCUCUACAGUCGAGUGAGACAUGGUGUCGCGGCCGCAGUGCUCUUGCCUGCUGUUGGAGCUAUCGAAUCUGCUCUUCAAACAGCAGCUGCACUUAUCAGAGGCUCUGCAGCCGCUGACGAUACCACUGAUGGUCUCAACUCCAUCGUCUUCAACGUUGCCGCGUCCAUGAUUCAAAUCGCCAUCGGUAUCACCGUCGGUCUUUUCAUGGCAGCGCUUCUCGUUUACCCGAUGGGUAAAAAGCGUAGCGGUCUUUGGACCCUAUAG